Plasmodium knowlesi strain H is the source of this 7914-nucleotide messenger RNA. RefSeq names its product ribonuclease, putative. The coding region runs from base 1 to 7914 and encodes 2637 amino acids. Gene Ontology annotation, biological process: mRNA catabolic process. NCBI's taxonomy places the organism in Eukaryota, Apicomplexa, Aconoidasida, Haemosporida, Plasmodiidae. Gene Ontology annotation, molecular function: RNA binding; 3'-5'-RNA exonuclease activity. Gene Ontology annotation, cellular component: P-body; exosome (RNase complex). The record is from RefSeq and is a predicted model, not a curated record. The transcript has 9 exons.
AUGAAUACGAACAAAAAUAAAACGUUUCACAAGAAGCUGCAGGAUAGAAAAGUAAUCAAGGAAUUUUCAUACGUUUCUUUUAAGAAGGAAAUUGCGAAGUUGUAUGAAAAGGAGAAGGACUUCUUUAAGCAGAUGCAUAAUGGAACUCUAUCUUCGGAAGAUGUUGUAGGAUGUGAUAGGGGGAGUGAGUCAUAUGCGGAGAAACAGGUGAACGGGGGGGAGGACUACCCCAUGGAUGGUGUCGGGUUGGUCUCCAAAAUGAGAAAUGGAUCUAUGGCACAUCAUUUGGGACGAGGGAGCGACGAAAGACAGGAGGCCAUGAAAGGGGCAGAUCCCAAAGGAGGUGUAACCGGCGGAUUAGGUAUUCUGAAAUCUUCUUCCUUGGGUGACAGACACACGGGAAGUUUCCACUUGUGUUCUAUGGGGGAGCAUACCGAUGGAGAUAGCUCUAUGAGUGAUGUGAGUGGUGCGGGGAGGAACGAGCACCAAAUGGAAGUAGCGAAGGUGGAGAAGACGAAGAAGUCGAAGAAGGCUAAGAAGGCUAAGAAGGCGCUGGAGGAGAGGAACGAGAGCGCGGAGAUAAUCAAACAAGAGGAAAAGGAAAUCAUAAGGAAAGUGCUACGAAUAAUUUUAACCAAAAAAAAAUUAAUAGAUAUUUUAAAUAAGUACUUUGAUGAAAACAGAGUAAAUUUCGUAAGCCCACGAAUGUUGAGGUUUAUUUUAAGAAAGGCAGAAAAAAAUGUGGACUUUCAGAUGAUAAAAAUACUUCUUGUUCAGAAUAUAGACAUGAAGAAUAUAGAGAACACAAUCAACACUAAAGGGAAAAGGAAGUUAUUCAAAAAUUAUAUUUUUUCAAAACAACGAGUGAGAGCCAUAGAAUGUGUGCUCCUUCAGACUAUAGAUAUAGAUGAAGAGGAGUUCAAUUUUCGUGAAUCUUAUAAAGAGUUAGACAUAACCUCGGAUGAGUAUUUGCUUUGUGUGGAGAUCGUAUGUUCUUAUUUGACACAGAACCUUGAGGAGGGCAAGGCGAAUUACAAAAAAUACUGGGCUAUACAUAAACACGUUAAGGAGCUUUUGCAUGGGAACUCCAGUGCAUAUGAAAGCGGCAGUAGUGGAUCUGUGCAUGGGAACACUGGAAUGGACACACAGAGAGAUGAAGAUGGUCAGAGAAUCAAACAGAAGAAAAAGAAGAAAAACAAAAAUGACACCCAGGCAGAGGAGGAUAUUUCCUCUCUGCGUAAUAAAGGAGGGGAUAGACACGGUGAUGAAGUAGAGGAUCCCAAAAAGGGAAACACCACGCAGGGAUAUCCCACGAAGGAGAAUCCCACCGAGAAAAUUCCAUAUCAACCAGGUGUGCCGAAGGGAGGCUCAGAAGAAUUGCUGAAAAUCGUUAACGAAGAAAUGAAAAAAAGAGACCGAGAAAUUGACACACUGAGAAGGUCAUUGGAGAUGAUAGAAAAGGAUGUGAAGUUGCUGUUGAGGAAGAGUGAUGUGAGGACAGAUUCUGUGGAUGAUUCGUUGGAGGUUUCCAGAAAGAGCAAUUCUUCGUAUUGCGUCUCCGAGAAGACACCACCAGUAGUGAAUCCAUCCGUCCAAGCAGUCGUGGAACCACCUGUGGCCGUCCCGAUAAGCGAGAAAGAUGUAACAUCGUUCAGGCAGAAGGCAUUCCUCCUGAUGAACCUCUUGAAUGAGCACCUCACCGGGGAGGAAACCAAAACAGGCGCAAGUGGGAAGAAGCAAAAGGAAGGAGAAUCAUUAAGCCUGAAUUAUCUGAACGACGAAAUUGACAGGCUGAUAGGCAUCAUGAGGGGGGGAGAAAAACCCAAUGCAGAAAAAUUAUGUAAAAAAGAAUUAUGCGCAGAAAAAACAUGUGUACGCGAACCAUGUUCAGAGAAACCGCGUGACCACGUAGGACAAAAUACCAGUAGCAUGUGGACCCCCUCGGAAAGCGCCUCCAACCUGGAGGAAGAACGAAACAAGUUGGUAUCUCCUCAAAUGAAUGGAAUAAGCAAGAAGGAGAAGGCAAACAAGAAAAACGUUGAUCAGCUGCCUGGGGAAAUAACUCCGGAGGUAUUAAAUGUGGGGAGAAAAGCAAGAGCUAAAGAGGUAGACACAAUUAUGCAUACAACAGGGGAAAAUUCUUCGAAGAAAAUAAGCCCCUUUAAAGUGGGUGUCCCCGAAGUGGAGUCGACAUGGGAAUUAAAGAAAAACGAUGCGACAAAAAUGGAGAGGAAUGUUACCACACAAAUGAACUACACAGAUAGAUUGAAAGACAGGCAAAAGAAAUCCUCCGUCUAUGCAUACGACAUAAGUACGACUCGAUGGAACAACCGCUAUAGCGUACUUGAACCUAAAAGAGAAAAGAAAAAAAAUAGCAUCGUUGAAUACGUCAAUAAUUUUAUGAACAGUGUAGGAAGUGAUAAAAUGAGCGAAGGAAUCUCUUCUGUGGAGAGUAGCAAAAGGGAAGACAUGGUUUCUUCUCAAAACACGAGCUCAGAUGCAUCCGUCCCUGUGAUGAACACAUAUAAGAGGAGGAACUACUUCCAGGAAUACAUGAAUUACUGCAAGGAGGAGGCUGACGAGGAUGAUGGGGAUGGAGAGCUGAGUGACCUCGUGUCGAUGAAUAAUGCACCCCAUGUGUACUCCAGGGGUGGGAGAACUACCAACCAGUGGAAACGCGAGAAUAAAGAGAAAAGAGAAAAGGAAGCGGAGGAAAAUAAAGAGGCGGUGAGGGGAAAUCGAGCAAAGAGUGAACACCUGAUGAAUCUGAAUGAGAAACAGACCAAUCGCAUGGUGAGCACCGGUAAGGUUAACAGAAACAACAUAACAGCGAAAACAAACCGCAGCGUCGAAAAGCGGGAUACCGGAGUUGUGGAGAAAAGUGGAGGAAAUGAGGUUGCGAAGAAAGGGGGAACUCAUGAAGUAGCGGAAAAAAUCACGCAGGGGAUUGUGAUAGCCCGGAGACGGGACGAAAAGCAAGACCCAGCGAAGGGAAAAAAGAAGAAAGAAGGUGAAGAGGGAGAUAAGAACCCAAGUGGGGUCAAAGACGAUAAAGGUGAAAGUGAUACUGAUGAGAAGGAGAAGCAACGUACGCAGGAGUUGGACGAGCUUGAUAAGCUGAGCGACCAUGCAACGGAGAGCGGUGAUAGUGUGGUUUACAACUACAACCUGUAUAGCGCCAUAUACGACCUGAACGAGCAGUUUUCCAGUGUAGUGAAGAAUAUGUACAUGGAGAAAGACGUUGGGGGGGCACUCGCAGGGACUCCAGAAAAUGAGAAGGUGAAGUCAAAGGGGAAGAAGGAAAAAGGAAAAAAAGGAAACAAGCUCCAGCAGGAAGUGGAAAAUUCGACCGACAUGGGUAGCAUGGCAGAAAGUGCAGAGAAAAGGAAGAAAGAGGAGAAACUCAAGAGGAAGGCCAAGAAGAAGGAAGAGAAGCGGCGAAGGAAGGAACUGAUGGAAGAAGAAAAGAUGAAAGUGAAAGAAACGAAAAAGGAACAGAAGAAGAAAAUAAAAGAAAUGAAAAAGGAAGAAAUGAGGAAAAUGAAGGAGAUAGAGAAGGAGAAGAAGAAAAAGUUGAAGGAGGCACGUGAAGCUAGAGAACAGAAGGAAAUGAAAGGGAAGGAGGUCAAGAAGAAAAAGUUGAAGGAGGCACGUGAAGCGAAAGAACAGGAGGAAAUGAAAAGUAAGGAGGUCAAGAAGGAAAAGGGGGCAAGGGCGGCAAGGAAGGCAAAAAGGGCUGCAGCCAGAGCAGCCGCAACAGCUACCGCAACAGCUACAGCAACGGCUACCGCAGCGGCCCAGGGCGUGGAUGGACAGAUCACGGAGAAUUCCUCCAUGAAAGAGGAGAACCCCAGUAAGGUGACCAAGGCGGCGAAUCCCGCUCCAAACAACGACUACAACUUUAUCGAUGCCAAGUCCAAUGACAAGAACAAGAAAAUGAAGGCACAAAGGGGGAAAAUCAUAUACGAUGAUUACAUAACUCAGGAAAAGGCAAUUAGGGGAAUCAUCAAGAAGAAGUACAUACGGGGAAUCCUCACCGUACGGAGGCACGACUACGGGUUUGUCAUGUGCAACGACGGAAAGGUGCAUAUAAAGUCGAAGAAGGACAUGAACAGAGCUAUCCAUGGGGACGCAGUGGUGGUGAAAUUGAAUAAGGACAAAGGGGGAGAGGCGAGCGAGGUAGGAGAAGGGAAGAUGGGGAAAAAGAUCAUCCAUAAGGAGCACACGGAAAGAGGACCAAAGUCGUCAAAUAACUGGGCAGAUGAGAAGGAGGACGAACUCACAGGAAAAAUAGUCUACAUAGAAGAACACCACGGAUCGAAUAUCCAAUACGUAUGCAUGUUUAGGGAAAAGAUAAAAAAGCAAAAGUACAAUUUGGCUAUCCCAUUUAAAAAAACUAUCCCAUUUAUUAAAGUUGAAAAUAAGCACAUAAAAGAAUUCAUUAAGAAGAGUAACAUCGCGGAUAUAAUGAAUCAGAUGGCGUAUAUAAAAAUAUUUCAAUGGAACACAAAUGAUAUAUUUCCGGAAGGAAGAAUUGUAGAACUGCUUGGACAAAACGACUUAUUCCACAACAUGCAAAAUGCUAUAUUGCUAAAUUACAAUUUAAAUUAUAAUUUAAGGGAUCCUUUGGAAGAUGAAUUUUUGAAAAAAUUAAAAAACAAGGAAAUUUUAUACAGUGAUAUAGUAAAUGAGGAAAUAGAAAAGAGAAUGAACCUGAGUAAAAAAUGUAUCUUCACCAUCGAUCCUGAAACUGCGAGAGAUUUGGAUGAUGCCAUUAACAUCAGCAGAAUAAGUAAAAAAAAAAUAGUCAAUUGCAAUUUUUAUAUCAAAGUUAUUCACAAUUUGCUGGUCCAUAAUGGAGAAAUUGAGGAGUCCAUUUUGAAAAAGAAUCUCUCCUUUUUUGUUAAAGAGGAUGAUGAUUUUUUCCAGACGUUGAAGGAGAAUAAAUACAUCAAGGAGAUGGAGGAUAUUAAGUAUGAAAAUUUUGUUAAAAAUAAAAUGGAGGGAAAAAAAAAAAAAAAAAAAAAAAAAAAAAAAAAAUUAUACAUUGGGAAAGAAGCUCUGAACAAGUCCACUUGGGGAAGCUACCAAAACGAUGAGGUAGACAAAAAGAGAGGUAACUCCUUUCGGGAAGAGAGGAAUCGACUCGAUGAUGUAUGCACCCGUUAUACACAUCAGGCGAACCAACAUAUGGAAAGCAUCGGCACCACGCAGGAGAACUCCUUGCAGAGAAACAGCAGCAAUGGACAGGGGAAGGGUAAGUACCGCCACGUUCUGGGGUACGAGGGAGGAAGGUCUAAGUAUGAUCCUCUCAGUGUGAACAAGAAUUAUGGAAUCUCCGAAUCGGACACGGGUUUAGAGAGCACCGCAAAGGGAGGACACAGAUAUACAAGGAAAGGCGAAAGGAGAGGCAGAGAUGAUGAUCUGGACAAAUGCGGAAACCCGUUUGAGGAUUCCUCUAUGUGUAAUUCUGGUUACGGUGGGAAGAAGUCGUUGGAACGGGAUAAUUGUGAUGAUGGAAACGAUGAUCAAAAUGGUAACAACCAUUUCCAUGGGGACAACGACGGUGACACGAGCCCCGGAAAACUCGCAAAAUACCAAUAUAUAUUUAAAAAGUACCUGAACGAAGACAUAGGGAGGAAGGUCCAAAACAGCAACGAUUUGUUCUGCGAAAAGUGUAACAGAAAUAUAACUCUGAAGGAAAUAAUAAAUGACAUGACGGAGAAGAAAUGGAAAAAGUACAACUUAUUCGAAGUUGGAGUACACAUAACAGAUGUUGCCUAUUUUAUCAAAGAAAAUUCUUCCCUCGAUAUUGAUGCGCGCAGCAGAGCUAUGACCAUAUAUCUAACGCAUACAUGCUUUCCCAUGAUAUCAAGAAUUUUAAGUGAGUCCUUGUGUAGCCUGGACCCUAUUAACAGCCGAUUAUGCUUGUCGAUAUUUUUCUACAUGGACAGUGCAGGGAGAAUUGAUCACAAUAGCUUUUUCAUCAAGGAAAGCAUAAUAAACAGUAAGGUGAGGUUUACGUAUGAGGAGGUAUACUUGCUUGUGAAAACUUAUAGCAAAUUGAGAAAAGUAAUUAACCGUUUGAUGAAGGAAGAACGCAACAAGGCGAUUUCUCCCUUUUUGGGAGUUGCGUCUGGGGGGGAUACUACUCCGUGGGGGAAUAUGUCAAGUUUCACGGAGAAGCGUGAGGAGGGAGAUGAUGCAUUGAAGGGAGGAAGUGUUGCAGAAGCGCUCGAGUGUGGGCAGAACACCACACAAGCGAAUCAUGACAACCAAGCCCAGCGUGGUGUGGACACUGCGCAAGCAGUUGAAAAAGUGCCCGUCGAGGCGGUCCCAGCGGAGAAGGAGCAAGGAAACCAAAAGAGCAGCCUGUACAGAAAAUUUCUCAACCUACAUUUUUACUCGAAAAAGAAGAAGAGCGCCAGUGUUGAAUGUGAGAAUGCUGCCAGUGGGCGAAGCGAAGCUGACGUCGCGAACCAAAACAACGGUAGCAACGACAGCAGUUGCAACAAUAAUCAGAGCAAUAGCUGCGACAAUAAUCAGAACAAUAGCUGUGACAAUAAUCAGAGCAAUAGCUUAGACAAUAAUCAGAACGACAGUUGCAAGAGCGAAGAGAGAAAGAAGACAAACACACUGAUGAAGCAACGCAUUCUGCAAGAUGAACGAGUAAAAAAUGGAGUAAAGGAAAUUUUCAGAAUUUUCAAAAGCCUGAACAAUAAAAAUUACAAACUAUCCUACAGAAAAAUUUUUCACAUCGUAAAAAACUUGUAUUAUUUACACAAAGUUACCAAGCGGGCAAGAGUCAUACGAAAAAAUAAUGGCUCCCUCCUUUUCAACAGCGAUAAAAUGAACAUUCUUCUAUCCAGUACAUGUACUCCCAUAGCAAUUGUGAAGAAGAAACUAACCUUUGCGAACUACUUAGUGGAGGAACUCAUGUUAAGCGCAAACAAGUUAGUUGCCAUUCGACAGUAUUUUAGUAAAUAUAGAGACUUGUCGGUUUUUAGAUGCCACAGUAUGGAUAACAUAAUAGAAACAAGUGAUAUUAUUGAAGUUUUAGAAAAGCAUGGUAUUUAUUUGCCAGUAUCUGACCUGAGGCAUAUUUUAAAAUUUUUGGAUGAAGCAAGAAAUGUCAUUAAACAAAAGAGCAAAAAUAUCUCAGAUAUCGUGUUUGCCUAUGCCAAGAAGAAAAUGAUGAGAGCAGAAUAUCAUACCUUUAAACAUAUUAAGGACAACCAUAUGAGUACUUACCACUACGCACUUUCCUUCCUUCUCUACACUCAUUUUACUUCUCCUAUUAGGAGAUACCCAGACAUUUUGGUUCACCGUGUUAUUAAGAAAAUCAUCAAUGACGAGAACAAGCUGAAUGGCCACUUGUGCACUAGGGAAGAAAUCUUGACUACACCGGAUACCACAGACAUGGGCAUAAUUGAAAAAAUUUGUGAAAACUGUAACAAUUGCAAGACAAAAUCCAAGUGGGCCCAGAUAGACUGCGAAAUUGCCUUUUUCUGUUUGUAUUUGCAGAAGCAUGACUAUCCGGGUUACAACAGGGGCAUCAUCAUGGAUAUUUACAGAGAGAAAGCCUCUAUAUUCUUCAAGUCCUUCUCAUUUGAAAAUAGCCUCUACUACAGCGGUUACGAUAAGCAUAUCACCAAAAUGAACAAGAGCCAUCAGCAAUAUUUAAACCACUAUGUUAUACAACCAAAUAUGAUGAAGCAGGAGAUCACAGUUCAUAUUUAUAGUGGCAAGAAGAGAAAAAUCAUCGUGCGAAGGGUAUUCAAGCGCUUCGAUUACAUUCCCCUGUAUUUUUUCCCCUUGAAUACGAUGCCGCCAUCGUAUUUCCUCGCCAUCGCUACUGAGAAGUGUAAAGGAAAUGCGAUUUACAAAAUGAAUGACAAAGCAGAUCAAAGGUGA